Molecule: messenger RNA, 1154 nt
Organism: Guillardia theta CCMP2712
Lineage: Eukaryota; Cryptophyceae; Pyrenomonadales; Geminigeraceae
Product: translation initiation factor 3, subunit H
Exons: 5
Coding region: 13-1038 (341 amino acids)
Cellular component (GO): cytoplasm; cytosol; eukaryotic translation initiation factor 3 complex
Molecular function (GO): protein binding; translation initiation factor activity; metallopeptidase activity
Source: RefSeq, a predicted model, not a curated record
GGCGCGCGUGGGAUGACGGAGCCUAUGUAUGGGGUGGCUACGGCGGGGACGCGACUCGACUGCGUGCAGAUCGAUGGCCUUGUCGUCCUUAAGAUCAUCAAGCACUGCAGGGACGAAGGAAACCCCAGCGUUAUGAUCUCAGGUCAGCUACUCGGGAUGGACAUCACGUUGGAAGGAACCACCACCCUUGAGGUGACGUCAUGCUUCCCGAUGCCGCACUCGAGCGAAGAGGAUCAGUCGGGUGAAGAGAUGGAAAGUUAUGCUACAGAGAUGCUCAGAUGCAUGCGCGAGGUGAAUGUUGACAACAAUACUGUAGGCUGGUACCAGUCCUCUUACAUGAACUCAUGGCUCGACCCUGAACGCCCCACCGUCGCAACGCAGUUCCAGUUCCAGGAUACCGUUCCCAAAUCUGUGUGUCUCGUUUACGACCCUGUGAGAACAAGCACUGGAAGCGUUCAUCUCAAGGCGUACAGGCUUACUGACCGCUUCAUGGCAAAGUACAAGCAGCACCUUGAAAGCAACGAACAUGGGUUCACCGAACAGGACAUCCGACCAAAGUUCGAUUACAGCGGCAAGUGCCUGGAUGAGGGCGUAACAAUUGAAGACAUCUUCGAAGAAGUUCCGAUUCGUAUCCACAACAGCACCCUUGUUAAUGCCAUGCUUUAUGACUGGGCAUGUGAGGGCACCAUGGGCGCUAAGAUGCAUUGCGACUUUGAGAGGCUCGAUCUGUCUACUCGUCCAUUCCUGGAAAAGAGCAUGGAGCUCAUGCUGGAUGGCAUCGAGAACCUCCGUCAAGACCAGGAGCGAAGCGAGUACCGCAAGAGAGAUGCGGAGCGCAAGAGGAAAGAUUAUCGCAGAAACGCGCGCGAAGAGCCCUCCAAGGACGAGCUGAUGAAGUUGUUCCCGGAUCCCUCUCGCCUCGAGGGGCUGCUCAUCGCCAACCAGGUGUCGAGUUACUGCAACUCCGUCGCAAACUUCUCAGGAUUGAGCUUCAACAAACUUUACCUCAUCAAGGAGCUGCAAGAGAAUCCCAAGUAGCUGUGAGGGCGUCUGAGAGAUUCUCUGCCGGCUCUGGGAGAUUUCUUCAUCCAGAUGUAUUUCAAUGUUCAUGCGAAUGCUCUAUAGCGUGCGAUCACAAUAAACUGAGAAUCGGA